Molecule: messenger RNA, 2739 nt
Organism: Armigeres subalbatus
Lineage: Eukaryota; Metazoa; Arthropoda; Insecta; Diptera; Culicidae
Gene: ACOX1
Product: probable peroxisomal acyl-coenzyme A oxidase 1
Exons: 10
Coding region: 544-2553 (669 amino acids)
Biological process (GO): lipid homeostasis; fatty acid beta-oxidation using acyl-CoA oxidase
Cellular component (GO): peroxisome
Molecular function (GO): FAD binding; fatty acid binding; acyl-CoA oxidase activity
Source: RefSeq, a predicted model, not a curated record
CCAUUUAUAAUUUCAAUCCUAUUGCCAGGCUAUCCUAAAGUGUUUACAUGUUCAUUGAUAAUUAAAUAUAAUAGAAAAACCGUGAUAGUUCAAAAGAAUUAUAACGUUUUUAAACAAUUCUUAGCUGUUUCACGUAAAAUUAAAAUAGUACGCCUUAUUCUCAGUGCUUCAUAAACAUCAUCUUGAACUGGUUCCUCAGGGUCGAACAAUAAAGCAGUCUCUAUCCUCGUAUAUGUGUUUGAUGAUUUGACAUCAAUUCAGACUCUGUAAUCUUCUUAACGGGAGCCAGAGUAAUAAGCAUAGAGCAGUUCCAUAGUGCAGUUUAAACGCAACAGUUUGCUGAAGUAUUCGGAGGUAUCCAGAUCUACACUAGACGAGAUCAAUAUCAAGUGCAAUUACGGCUGUGGGUGUUCAAAGUGCAUUUAAAAGGUGAAAUUUCAAUCAUAUUCAGUGAUAAAGUUCCACGUACAUAUCGGAGUGCGGUUCUCACCGAAGGAAAACGAAAAAUCAUUGUAUCGCAUAUCUCAGAUAUUGACUCACGAGAUGCCGAGCGCAAAGGUCAACCCAGAUCUGCAUAAUGAGCGGAAAAAGUGCACCUUCAAAAAUGAAGAUUUCACGCUUUGGUGGAUAGGCGGAGAAGCCAAACUGAAGGAAAAACGUUCGCGAGAGAAAUUCUUCCUGUCAGAGCCGGAAUUUUUCGACAAAGUCCCCCUGCAUUUUGUGUCCCAUAAAGAAGUCUACGAAGAAUCGGUCCGUAAAGCUACUGUCAUUUUCCGCAAGGUGAAACAGAUGCAGGAACAGGGCAAAGAUGGUGUUGAAAAUUAUAUGGCUCUUCUGGGAGGUCUGCUAGGAUCCGGUAUCCUGAAGGAAGGAAAUCCGCUCGCCGUGCACUUUGUAAUGUUUCUUCCUGCUUUGAUGGGCCAUGGAACGCCGGAACAACAAGCGGAGUGGAUAAGUCGAGCAUGGAAUUGUGAGAUUAUCGGAACUUAUGCACAGACUGAACUCGGUCAUGGUACUUUCAUCAGGGGAUUGGAGACAACUGCGACAUAUGAUGAACGGACGAAGGAAAUUGUUUUAGAAAGUCCCACGCUGUCAUCGUACAAAUGGUGGCCAGGAGGCCUCGGUCAUACGGCGAACUACUGUGUAGUGAUCGCCCAACUGUAUUCUAAAGGGGUGUGCCACGGCAUUCAUCCGUUCAUAGUACAACUUCGCGAUGAGGAAACUCACAUGCCAAUGCCUGGAAUUACUAUCGGCGAAAUUGGUAACAAGCUGGGUAUGAAUGGAGUCAAUAACGGAUUUCUAGGUUUUAAGAACGUGCGUAUUCCUCGCACCAACAUGUUGAUGAAGAAUGCCCAACUUCUCGAGGACGGCACAUUUGUAAAGCCACCCUCGUCUGUGUUGACAUACGGGACGAUGAUGUUUGUCCGCGUAGUCAUCGUAAGGGAUAUGGCAAAUUAUUUGUCGAAGGCUGUAACAAUUGCCACCCGCUAUUCCUGCGUUCGCCGGCAAAGCGUUAUCAAUCCGGAUCAGCCCGAAGUUCAAGUCAUCGACCACCUCACGCAGCAAUACAAGCUAUUUCCAGCUAUCGCAAAAAGUAUUAUUUUCAAACUGACUUCUGAUAAUUUAUGGGAUAUGUACAACCAGGUAACGUCUGAAUUGGACAAAGGCGAUCUUGAACGGUUACCGGAGCUCCAUGCCAUCGCCUGCUGUUUGAAGGCGGUUUGCACUGCCGAUGCCGCGCAGGCGGUUGAAACUUGCCGAUUGGCGUGUGGAGGUCAUGGAUACAUGACCUGUUCGAACCUUUUCGGCACAUAUGGCAUGGUUACUGCAGCAUGUACUUAUGAAGGAGAAAACACUGUGCUACUGCUUCAAACGGCAAGAUACUUACUUAAAGUAUGGAACCAAGCACAAAAAGGACAUGAAUUAGUCCCAACGGUGCAGUACCUUAAGAAAUUCUUGUCCAGUAAUCAACGUCAAACCUGGGAUGAUUCUGUGCCUGGAAUAAUUGCUGCACUUCAAACUGUGGCCGCAGGGAAACUUCGCCUGGCCAGUGAGCACAUAGAACAACGCAAACGGGCGGGCCGCACGCCAGAGGAAGCCGUCAAUCUUACAUCGAUUGAACUGGCUAGAACUGCCGACGCUCAUUGCCGAGCAUUUUUGGUUCAGUCAGGUUAUGAGAUGAUUGAAAAAUCCUGCAAAACUGCUCCACCAGAGCUAGCACGUGCUUUGCGAGACAUCUACGAGUUGUACGCGUAUGACGAGUCUAUGAAGGUCGUCGGAGAUUUGUUGAUGUUCACCACUAUUAGUGAGAGCGAUAUUACGAGGUUGCAACAGAAACUGGAAGACGCCUUAGCUGCUAUGAGACCAAAUGCUGUUGGUAUUGUGGACUCAUUCGACAUUCCGGAUAUGGUGCUGGGAUCGGCCCUUGGUGCCUACGAUGGAAACGUUUACGAACGUUUGUUCGACGAGGCUAAGAAGAGUCCUCUCAACCAGGAACCAGUGAACAAAUCAUUCCACUUGUAUCUGAAGCCGUUCAUGAAGUCAAAUCUAUAAAAUAGAUGUAUUUUUACGAAGCGGUUGUUAUGCGAGCGUGACUUUAUUUUAGGAAAUGGUGAUAGAUAAUCAAUUGUUUAUACAUUUUAUGAACAUUUAUAUUUUUAAUGUUUUAAAAAAGCAAUCAAACAAGUGGUGAUAUAUAAAAAAACUCCUUUAAUAAAAUUUGUACAAACUAUAAAAAAA